UUCCAUAAAUGAAUUACCCGUUCAGCCACUUAAAUAGAAAGGUCGAUAACUCGAGUCGAUUGCCACAAUGCCGCGUAAGUUACAAUCCGGCAGCUACAGAUGUUUUAAUGAUCAUUGCGUGCACAGCAUCCAACUUUACUGUAAGUAGCGCCGAGUCGCCUGCAUGAUAAUGGCUAUUGUUUUUCUUUUGUUUUCCCUUCCAGAUGGCAUUUUCCUAUGCAGAUUCUUUUUGUCAAUUCGUUAUUCAACCUGUCCUUAAUUAAUUAUAGAUGAUUCAUAUCCUUGGCCUGGUGGGGCUGCCAUUUAAGUGCUCGAAAUGGUCAGGCGGUGAGCCGCUGCAUGGGACCGCAGGUUUUGCGGGUUAGAGCCUGUGGUAAAAGGUUAUUACACGCAGAUCGCUUCGCUUCACCUCCUCCUUCUUCUUCUCCUCCUCCUCCUCCACAAGCAACAGCAGCAACGCGGCGUCGGCGGUAGAAGUUGUUUGAGGAGGUGGGCUCUUUCCAAUUGAAGCACCGUCGGAUCAUGGCUAGGCUGCGCAAGAAAGCGUGCGUGGCUCUCUGUCUCUUCACGCUGUUCAUUUUCGGGACGAUGAUGGGUUUGAGGACACUGAAACCGAGCGACGGAUUUUCGGAUUUAGCUCCGGGACUGGAGCUGAUGCCCCUAGCAGCCGACCGGAUGGACCGGCGCUCGGUGUCCAGCGACGUGUUCGCCUCCCCUGCCCACGGUAACGCCGUCGCUAACACCAAAAUCGUCUACGCCAACUCCGAUUCGGAUGGCAGCAUUUACUACGAUAUCCACAUUUUUUACUAUGUCUGGUACGGGAAUCCCAAAGUGGACGGGAAAUAUGUACACUGGGACCACGUGCUCGUGCCGCACUGGGACCCCAAAAUUGCCGCGAGUUACCCUAAAGGCAGACACAUCCCACCGGAGGACAUCGGUUCCAGUUUUUAUCCCGAACUGGGGCCCUACAGCUCGAGGGAUCCAGCCGUCUUGGAAUCUCACAUGGAGCAACUUCGAGCGGCGGCUGCAGGUGUGUUGGUUUUAUCCUGGUAUCCCCCAGGUGUGGCAGAUGACAAUGGAGAGCCAACGGAGGACUUGGUUCCGGCCAUACUGGAUUCUGCUAACCGCCGCAACAUCAAGGUGGCAUUUCACAUCCAGCCAUACAAGGGAAGGACUGACCGUACUGUCCACGACAACAUCAGAUAUAUUAUAGACAAAUAUGGAAAACAUGGAGCCUUCUACCGAUACAAAUCGAGCACCGGCAAGAACCUUCCUUUAUUUUACAUUUAUGACUCCUACUUAACACCACCUGAAUCUUGGGCAAACCUUCUCUCCUCCUCUGGAUCCCACAGUAUCCGUAACACGCCAUAUGAUGGUGUCUUCAUUGCACUAAUUGUGGAGGAAAAACACAAACAUGAUAUACUUUCUGGAGGUUUUGAUGGCAUGUAUACCUAUUUUGCAUCCAAUGGAUUUUCUUUUGGCUCAUCUCACCAGAAUUGGAAGGCUAUCAAAACAUUCUGUGAUGUAAACAACUUAAUGUUCAUACCUAGUGUUGGCCCAGGAUACAUUGACACAAGUAUACGACCGUGGAACAAUCACAAUACAAGAAACCGUGUCAAUGGUAAAUACUACGAAACCUCUCUUCAGGCUGCACUCAUGGUACGGCCAGAAAUUGUCACCAUAACAUCAUUCAACGAAUGGCACGAAGGAACUCAGAUUGAAAAAGCGCUGCCUAAAAAGACUCAGACGCGCAUGUAUCUAGAUUAUCUGCCACACAAACCAGAAUUAUACCUGGAACUCACACGCAAAUGGGCCGAGCAGUUCAACAAAGAAAAGGAGCAAUGGCUCAUGUAAAGAAAGACAUCUGGUUUGAAUUCAAAGAAGCAAAACAGACAGGGUGUCCAGAGCAGAUAUUUUGCUGUGUAGUAUGAAAUGAUCGUCAGCAAAACUAGAAUUUGAAGACCAGGAGCUUUAGCAAGAAGUCUCCUGCAAAGAAGAUGACGGUGCCUGAAACGCCUAAUGCAACCCCUUGAGAUUGUCUGUAUGCUUUUACGAUGAUUAGAGUAGUUGGGGUGGUGGAAGAACAAUAAGAAGGCAUUACCACGUCAGUCUUUAUAAAAUAAGUAAAAGAGCUAAAAAGGACUGAACUGCUUUUCUGAGACCCAAGGAAACAAGUGACAAGAGUUUGCCUGCUAACGUAUAACAUUAGUUUGUUGAGGAAAAGGAUAUAAAAUAUGAAAAUGUGAUAACAAAAGCUGUGAUCAUUUAGUUACAGUAUGUAAUCCCUUGAAUGGAUACAUUUAUUAGAAAUGUCUUUGCACACAAUUGAAAAAUGACUUUUAAACUAUUCUGUAUCAUGAAAGUAUUUGUUUGAGCUACUAAACCUGAACGAAGCAAAGCAAAUUAGCAGACAUUUAACCUGUUGUAAAGAAAACAAAAUGGUAUCUACUGUGAACAAAUAAAGAGAAAUCAGCAUUAUAAUUCAAUACAGUAUUACCCAUUUGUAUUUAUCACAAUAACUUCAUUGAAAACAAAUACUCCUUAACCUUUGGUUAUUUUUGCUCUUCAAACGAGGUAACGUUUCGUGUAUAAGGAUUGCUGUGACAUACAGUUGACCAUCUCUGCAUUUCAAUGCAAUGUCCUGAAGUGUGUCGGUCAUUUAUUGAAUGUUGCUGAGGGUUCUGAGCGUAACUCUUGUUUUUGGUACCAACACUGGAUACUAUUUAAAAAAAUGUAUUUAAAAUGUUAUUUAUAAUAGUUUUGUGAGAAGAUCAAUAAAUAAGCUUAUUUAAAUAUAACUAAAGAUGAUAUAUUGGACAAUUUUAAAAAUAAAGUGUUAUUUACCUUUA
Molecule: messenger RNA, 2849 nt
Organism: Erpetoichthys calabaricus (reedfish)
Lineage: Eukaryota; Metazoa; Chordata; Cladistia; Polypteriformes; Polypteridae
Gene: maneal
Product: mannosidase endo-alpha like
Exons: 4
Coding region: 523-1854 (443 amino acids)
Cellular component (GO): Golgi apparatus
Molecular function (GO): alpha-mannosidase activity
Source: RefSeq, a predicted model, not a curated record